Messenger RNA from Linum trigynum, 2813 nucleotides. NCBI's taxonomy places the organism in Eukaryota, Viridiplantae, Streptophyta, Magnoliopsida, Malpighiales, Linaceae. The record is from the annotation of a GenBank genome assembly.
CCGUUUGAGUCCCAUCUCUUGUGUUUUAGGCCGAUUUCAGGCUAGGUUGUUCGUGUUUGUGAUAUUCAGCUCCUAGUACGUGAAGGAAGGUUCGGGCACGAGUUCGGGGUCGAUUGGACGAAGUUGGAACGAUUGACAGAAAGCUCUAGCAAACCACAGGGCCAGACCUAAACACCACACGGCCGUGUGACGUGGCCGUGUGGAACCAUUUUGUCGCGCAAGUCACACUGGCCGUGUAAACGGUCCUUUGUGACUGUGUGGAAAUCCCAGAGAGAUCACACGGGCAGGCAGAGAUUUUACACGGCCGUACGGCUGUGGCCGUGUAGCGUGCAUGAAGGCACAUAAGUGAAACACGACAUUUUAUACCUCCAUACGGGCAGCUGGAAAUUCUACACGGCCGUGUGGCCUGGCCGUGCAGUCGGGGAAUUUUGGGUUUUAACCCAAUUUCGGGAUUUUUGAGAGGGGGAUCAAUUUUCAGAGCUAGAAACAGAGUCCUAGAGAGAGAAAGUGCGAAGAACACUCCCUAGAGGUGAUUUUGGAGCUGGGUUUCAUCAAUCAAGCUUGGAUUUCAUCCUUGGAAUGAAGAUUAUCAUCCUAGAGCAGAUUCUUCCCAUCAUGAUGAGUAUGGCUGCUUUGUAUUCUGUUUCUCUCUCUCUCUCUCUCUCUCUCUCUCUCUCUGUGGAGUAGAACCCUCUCUCACUUGGGUAUGAAGAACCCUAGUUCCAUCUGUUAGGGAUAUCGAUUGUAAUGAAGUUUGGAUUGUGAUACUGCUUGAUUAUAAUUGAUUGAAGUGUUGUGAUUGAGUCAAUUGAAGUCUGGUCAUCUUUUAUUGAUUUCUGCUGCAACCUUAGAUGGAUAGAAUCUAAUUAGGUUGUUAGAGCUCCUUCAAUCGGUAGUAGUGAAUCAAUUAUAAGAGAGUUAGUCGAUUCACUGCUUUGUACUGGAAACCAAUUCCAUUAGUGGAGUUCUAUGUUAACUGCCUCAGCGUUCUAUGUCAGUGAAGACUAGUCGUCUGCCGGGUAGUCUUUCUGAGAGGGCUUGGUCAGUGUAAGAGAUUCCAAGCUACUGUUAGAUCUUCCGCAGUUUAAUGAACAAUAAAUCAACCAAAGGUAAUUACAACUUUGACCUAACUAAGGAGCUAGGGGGACUCAUUCCCGAGUGACUCUUCCCUUGCUUAAGAACUUCGAACCAUUUCCUGCUUUCUUACUAUUUUAGCUUGAAAUCACAUUCACUCAACUUAGUCUGUUAGAUAAUGGAUAAUCACGGAGUAGGCAGUAGAUCUAGACCUCGGGUUGAUAAAUAGAACAUGCCACUAUUCUGCAUUUUCGGACUGCGAUUACACUUAUUCGUAGUUUGGUGUUGUGUUUUAGGGUGUCAAGUUUUUGGCGACGUUGCUGUGGACUUCUAGGUUAUUGUGAAAAUGUGAAAGUUUGUUAUUCUAGCUUUUUCUUUACUGCAUUCUCUCUCUUCCACCUUAGUGCCUUCAUGGGUUGUGCUUGCAUUCUGUGUGCAGGUAGUGCAUGACCCGUAGCCAGUCAGGAGACUUACUGCCAUUAGACCAAGAGCUUGAACGGACUUGUAGGAACUUCAAGCGGGCUUUAAAGGCGCGACUGGCUGAGGGAGGCUCUAGCCCAGCUACAGAUCAACCAGGAGGAAGACAUCAGUGAGCCUCAAAACAAUGAUGUGGUUGUCCGCGAUGAGCACACCAUGGGGUAUUACUGGACCGCCAAAGCCGCGAACAUGAGGUCUCCCAUCCAGCACCCUCAAGUUCAGCCAAUAACUUCGAGGUGAGCACCUCUGUCAUCACCAUGCUCCGCGGAUCGGUGGUAUUUCAUGGAAAAGAGGGGGAGUGCCUCGGAUCGCAUGUGCGGCGAUUCCAUGAGCUCAUCGAUGUGAUCAAGAUAAAUGGUGUCCCAGCCGAUGCCAUCCAGCUGAGGUACUUCCCAUUCAAUCUGGAGGGGCAGGCCAAGGAGUGGCUGGACACUCGGCCUCCAGAAUCGAUCACCAUGUUCGCCAACCUGGUGGACAAGUUCCUCACCCGCUAUCAUCCUCCGUCCAAGAUGGCGGACCUGCAGAAGCAGAUCACCCACUUUGCCCAGGAGGAAGAUGAAACCAUUCAGGACGCUGAGGAAAGAUACACCAGUAUUUCCUGAAGUGUCCCAAUUAUGGGUUUAAUGACGCCUUCAAGGUGGGCACUUUCUACCACGCCCUCUUCCAAAAAGAUAAGCAGCUGAUUGACACGGUCUGCGGCGGGGACAUGCUAACCAAGACCCCACCGCAGCUGAAUCGACUCUUUGAAGAGAUGGCAGAGCAGGGAUAGGAUUGGGGAAAUUCUAGGAGAUCGAGACGAGCAUCAGGUCGAGGUGUGCAUGCUAUGGCCACCCCGUCGUCUGAGUUAGUGCAAGUGGUAUCUAAGCUUGUCUCAACCAUUGCCAGUGGUACGAAAGCUCCCAUCACACUGUGGAAGACUGUCAGGCGAUGAGGGAGUCGACUACUACAACAACACUUAUUACGAGGGGUGGCUCCAUCAUCCCAACUUCUCCUAGAAGAGUGGCUCCUCGACCACCAGCCUCCUAGGGACCACCAGGCUUUUAGAGGCCUCCUUACCAGCCAAGACAAGAGCAAUUCCAGCAACAGCAGUAAUCACUUUAUCCGGCCAGGCAGCGGCCAACUCAUCCUUAGUCACAGAUGAGGCCAUUUUAGCUUCCCGGUGAAGCCCCCACAGCCCCAGUACAGAGCGACCCUAUGGCCGAUUUGCGAGAUCUGGUGGGUUCUCUGGUCACCUCAAGUGUGAAUAAGUUCAGCAACAUCGA